Messenger RNA from Hypoxylon trugodes, 4349 nucleotides. Its product is annotated as RNI-like protein. The coding region runs from base 423 to 3977 and encodes 1184 amino acids. NCBI's taxonomy places the organism in Eukaryota, Fungi, Ascomycota, Sordariomycetes, Xylariales, Hypoxylaceae. The record is from RefSeq and is a predicted model, not a curated record. The transcript is spliced from 4 exons.
UUCUUCAAUUCUUCAUUCGAGAUGGCGAAUUGUUUAGGAAUAGCCCUUGCUUGACUGCGAAACGCAUACACCCAGCAAUUUGAUUAAACGGGCUGUGCUCUAUGGGACCAACACAUCGAUUUUAUUGUUUCUUCUUUCAGCUUGCGAUAUCGCGACCGCGAAGUCCGGGAACUCAUUAAACCAGCCAUUCCCAACAUCCUCGUCGGCGAGUCCACGCACGUACGCACUUACCCCAAGACCCGCCCCGUCGACGACGCCACGACGCAAGGCAAGACAUACGGUCUGCUCGAAGGAUUUGCAUAUAUUUGGGGGUCUUAGAUCUUAGGGGAGGAUAACAUUAUUUCUAGAUAUUAUACAAGGCAAAAUAACUUGGUUCGCAACAUCCACUAGUAAAACACAGCACAAAGGGAGCGGAAUCCAGCAUGGAGCAUAUUAUGGAUGUUAGCUGGAUGACGCAUGGAAAAGACAACUGGAGGGAACAUGGCACGAAUUGGAAUGCAACUUCCAACCAAAUUACCGAUUCUCCUACCCCGAAUCGCCCGUUAAAACCUGCCACCCCGAGCAAAGUCAAUGGUAAACCUGCGUCCGCACCGCCAACUGCUUCUCCGGCCCCAUUUCCCGCUCCGACAGAAACACCCGUGCCCGUCAAAUCCAUACCUCCACGUCCAGGUAGGACAAGAAGUCAGUCAAAUGAGGGAUCUCCAGGUCAAAAUGGCACACCUCCCCAGAGGAAAGGAUCAUGGUUUUCCAAUAUUUCGUCUAAGUUCUCCGGAUCUCCCUCGAAUGGAAACGGAAAUGCAAAUACCGCGCCUCUAGCUCCGAUACCCCAAUCUCCCGAUACAGACGAUGUAGCUCCUUUGCCGAAAAUAUCACCCAGCAAGAAUGCCGUUCUACCCCACGCAUCGCGACAAAAUGGCGAUGCUCCAUAUAUCCCCGCUCCUCCCAAAGCGAACCAGCCUGGUUUCUUAGGUGUCUUCCGCCGCUUAUCAUCUUCGAGUGGUAACAUAACACCAGGCUCAAAAGCUAGUCAUGGUCUCGUAGAGCGAAAAGUCUUGAACGUUGAUAAACAUCGAGAGAGGUGUAAGGUCAACGAACUCAGCCAAGCAAAGCUUCGCCGGGUUGCCUUUUGCGUAGAUGUUGAAAUUGCACCGAUGCCUAGAUAUGCAGAUGAAGAGCCCGAGCCCAAGAAGCCUGCCGAUAAAGCCCAGAAACGAAAGAUGACCGAAAAGAGCGAAGGAGAAGCACUGAAGAAUCCUAAGGCUUUGGAAGAGCAAAAGGAAAAUAUUGGCGUGGUGAAGGCAACUGGUGAAGUUCUUCCGAAAGAGCCGGAGAAAGAGGGUAUCGAGUCGACAAACGGACAAGCAAAAACCAAUGGAGUCGCGAAGGAAGACGAACCCGUAAAAGAAAAGGAGACUACCCGCAAGAAGGAAAAGAAAAAGAAGAGUGAAGCGGAACGAAAGGCUAAGAAGGAACAGAAGCGUAAAGAGGCGCUUGAGAAGGGAGCUAUCCCUAUGGAGCUGCACCUUGACAGCGACAGUUCGACAGAAGACCUCUCAAUACAUUCGGGAAUAUCAAAGAUGCAGUCUGUUCCAACCACAAGCCCGGGGAGGAUAUAUCGACGAUGCUGUCAAUUGCGAGAGACAGAUAUUCUAACCAAGAUAACUGGGCAACUUCCAAAGACUACCGCAUCAUGCGAGAAUGGUAUUGUCGAGAAGCUGGACCUCACCGGGUAUUUCAUGUCGCUGCCAGACUUAAUUACUCUGGGAGAUUUCCUAGCUGUUGUUCCUAUCAGAGAAGUCAUAUUGGAGGACUGUGGGUUGACUGAUGAGGGCGUCCGAGUCAUUCUCGCCGGCCUCCUAGCAGCUCGAAGACCAACGAGCACUAGACUGCGAAGAUGCACUUCCAACUCGGUCGAUUUAACCCAGCAAGGGGGCGUCGUCCAAAGACUCGUAUUGAAGAAUAAUAGCAAGAUUGGGGUUGAGGGUUGGAAACAUAUCUGCCUCUUCAUCCACAUGUGUCGUUCUAUCAAAUAUCUCGAUCUUUCGAAUUUGACCUUCCCUAAAACCAUGGAGCCUGCGAAGACACCAAUCAGUCAUCAUCUCCACUACAACGUCGGACGUCAUUCUCCUCCCCCGGCCCCACUCGAUUUGGCUUUCCUACUCUCCAAGUCGAUUGCAGAACGGUUGGCUGGUUCCGAGUUGGAACUUCUAAAUUUCGGCUCGGUUGGGUUGACCACGAACCAACUUGGUGCUAUCAUAGACGGUGUUCUAAAAUCAGGAGUGAUAAGACUCGGUCUUGCUAACAACAACCUCGAUACUCAAGGUGCUCAGCAUGUCGCACGAUACCUGCGUGGCGUGAAAUGCGAAGGGCUCGACCUCGGUGGCAACGAUCUAAGAGACCACAUCGCCGAGAUCUCUGCGGCCUUUGAAGAACACGACGAACUUUGGGCUCUUAGCUUGGCAAAUUGCAAUCUUCGACCGGCCUCUUUGUGCAAGCUGCUUCCGAAAUUAGUGAAGCUUCGCAAUUUCAAGUUCCUUGAUCUAUCGCAUAAUCCCGCGCUCUUUAUGUCCGAACCCAGUGCUAUCGGAUUGCUUCGCAAGUAUCUACCUCAGAUGAUUGGAUUGAAGCGAUUGCAUCUCGCGGAUGUGUCGUUAUCAUCAGAACAAGUCAUUUCUCUUGCUGAAAUAUUGCCCGAAGCUAAGACUCUGGCGCACAUUAAUAUACUUGAGAACCCGGAUCUCGUAAGCUUGGCUGACGCUAAGACUGAAGAGGCCCAAGAGGAGGCAUGCGCUCUAUAUGCUUCCCUCCUAGCCGCUGCUCGUGUGUCGAGAGCAUUAGUUAAGGUUGACAUAGAGAACCCUAGUUCCGAAUCAGGCGAGGUUGUCAAAGCGUUGGCAGAUCGUGUCGUGGUAUAUUGUAUGAGGAAUUUGCAGGGCGUACCGGAAUUUCAGGAUUCGGUCAGCGACGAUAGCCAGCCAGAUAAGUUACCGGAGGUUCUUCGACAUCUUGUUGGCCAUGAGGACGAAUCUCCGCUUGUUACUAUGGAUGAUGAUAGCGAACCUGCACCCGACGAGGAUUAUGUCAUUGGCGGUACAGGUGUUGUGAAAGCUCUAGCUUGUGUUCUGAAGAACCGAGGGGACGAUACCAGGCGACAAUCGAGCGAAUUUACUAGAGACCUCGAAUCCGGUAUAACCACGCCUAGAACCCAGUUGCCUCCAGGAAAGGUCAAGGAUAUGUCCAAAUAUUUGCUUAUUAGCGCUCGGAAGAUCCGCGCACGGCUUCAGCCAGCCUUGGCUAUGGCCAAAGCAUCUUCCACCAAGGACAUACACAACUACCAUCGUCUUAGCUUCCUCGACCAAACUAUCGAGGAAAUCAUACAACGCUUCGAGAACGAGUUCCCAGAAACACGGCAAUUAUCAACGGAGGCCCCUGCAUCGGAUCGUUUAACUGGUCCUGCGACUGAGCGCACGUCUAUUUCAUCUCUUGAAGUAGACACGGGUCCAAUGUCGGAUACGGAAGAGGCAGAAACAGUCCUUCGUUCGCCGAACUCUCGAUCCCGGCCUAACUCUGUUAUCUCCUUUACUUCCAAAGCUCUUGCGGAGGAAGAAGCGCUCGCCCUCCGUGUCGGCCAUAGAUUCCGCCGGGGCCUUCUACUUAACAAGGAGCAUUAUGAUUUGCUCAUCGGCAAUGAGGAGAUCGGGAACGAUCCUAACCAUGUAAAGGUCGUAUCAUCCAUAAUUAGCGAAUUAAUGGACGGAGACGAGGACGUAAAGAAGGCCGUCGAGGAGAAGGGACCCGUGCGUGCCUUCCAAGAAAAUAGGGAGGAAAUUGUAAGAAGAUUGCGCGAUGAGGAUCCUCAGUACUGGGAGAAUUUCAUCGAAGCACAGGAGAAAGCCAGGGCCAACGUCCACGUCGAAUCUAAGAACGAACUCCAACAAGAUAACAUUUCGGUCGACGAAGAGGCUAUUUCAGACUAAGCGCAGUGCGCCAUGAUCGAAAAUCGGGGGAAUGGCAACGGAUAAGGAAAUCUAAUAUGUUGUAUCGAUAUCUGUACCAAUGCCAAGUUGCAUUUUGAGCGUUCGAGGGGGACUCAACGGGGUAUCUGUUUAUUUAUUUAUUAUUCGCGAACGGAAAUAUCGCAUGUACGAUAUUCUCUGGCGUUCAGAGGCGUCGAACUUUGGAAUAGCUUGGUAACUCACUACCUGGGAGGUAGUCAAUAGGGAAAGGAAGUGUGAAAAGUUCAAUUCAAAUCGAGGAGGGAAGGAUGGAAAGGAGACACGAAUAGUGGGGAUAGUGGACAGUGGCUCUCGAAGCUAUAAGCUUAACUAUAAGAGACGCCGUACUUGACU